Molecule: messenger RNA, 1816 nt
Organism: Lagopus leucura (white-tailed ptarmigan)
Lineage: Eukaryota; Metazoa; Chordata; Aves; Galliformes; Phasianidae
Gene: FAIM
Product: Fas apoptotic inhibitory molecule
Exons: 5
Coding region: 77-655 (192 amino acids)
Biological process (GO): negative regulation of extrinsic apoptotic signaling pathway via death domain receptors; canonical NF-kappaB signal transduction; positive regulation of neurogenesis
Source: RefSeq, a predicted model, not a curated record
AAUGCCGAAAUGAAAGCUGCGUCUGUAAGCUCGCUCCGUGCAGCGCGGUGCGGGAUGAGCUCGGGGCCCUGAGCGGAUGUCGGAGGCGGUGUCUCGGUACGGCCACUUAGAGAAGAUGACAGAUUUGGUGGCUGUUUGGGAAGUAGCUUUAAGUGAUGGUAUUCAUAAAAUUGAAUUUGAGCAUGGGACCACUUCAGGAAAACGUGUCGUCUAUGUUGACGGAAAGGAAGAAAUACGAAAAGAAUGGAUGUUUAAAUUGGUGGGUAAAGAAACAUUCACUGUUGGAGCAUCCAAAACAAGAGCUACAAUUAACAUUGAUGCAGUCAGUGGCUUUGCAUAUGAGUAUACUUUGGAGAUCAAUGGAAAAAGCCUCAAGAAAUAUAUGGAGAACAGGUCAAAAACAACCAAUACUUGGGUACUGAGCUUGGGUGGUACAGACUAUAGAGUUGUUUUGGAAAAGGACACUAUGGACGUGUGGUGCAACGGUAAAAAAAUGGAGACAGCGGGUGAAUUCGUAGAAGAUGGGACAGAAACUCACUUCAGUGUUGGUGAUCACAGCUGUUACAUUAAGGCUGUCAGUAGUGGAAAACGAAAGGAAGGAAUUAUUCACACUCUUAUUGUGGAUGACAGAGAGAUCCCAGAGGCUGUGGAGUAGCUUCUAGUUAACUGAUUGUUUUAGGACUCAGAUCAGGUACUUUUAAUUACUGUGGUAAUUAUUUAAAUAAGAGGCAUUUGGAUAAUGCCCUCAAUAACACACCUCAGCUUUCAGUUAGCCAUGCAAUGGUCAGGCACUUGGACAUACAGAUCAUUGUAGGUUCCUUCCAGCUGAACUAUUCUACUGCAUGUAGAACACAUGGUACAUCCAGUUUGUGCUGGGUUCAUUUCCUAGCUUCUGUACAUGAAACUCAUCUUUUUGAGGACCAGAUAAACAUAACUAUGUACAACACUUUGCAUUACCAGUUUUUAAAAAGCUACAUAGGGAAAUAAGUAUUAUAUCACUAAGUAGAGAGGGCAGGUGAACUUAAGUAGAAAUUGUAUGCUAGAAAAAAAACCCACAAUAUUCAAUAAUACUGAAUACUUUAUAUGGAGGGAGAACACAUACUGAGCCCUGGAGAAAGCUGUUAAAAUUCUCCCUAUUUUUUCUUUUAUGUACUUCCAAUGUUCUUCAAAUGCAGUCAGGAAAACAGUUACAUAAAUUAAUAAAAAAGGUUAUUAAAGAAAUAUAUUUUUACCAGUCCUUGUGUAACUGUAUUAAAAUUUUACUUAGCUAUGAAAACUGUUGUUUAUUCACAGUAGGAAGAAAGGUGAUAUGCUGUGCCAAAAAUAUCCCAAAGGUAUUUUGUAAAAUGAUGUUUGUUCUGAAGUUCUGUACCCUCCCAUCCAACCAAACAAGAAGUUUUCUGCCAUGGUCCUCCUUUAAAAAAUGAAACCUCUUGAGGCAAGCUGAAAUAAGAACCUCUUCAAUGUAGCCUAGCCUUUAAUCUACAGUUGUCUGUAGGUAAUUGUGUGUGGCAAUUCUGGCAGUCGUGCGUGAAUAAGGAAACAAGGAAAUGCAGGUCAGAACUGGAGAAGAAGAACUGACUGCUUUAAUGGGAAAGUUCAGACAGGAACAGAAUAUUCUCAAAUUCCAGCUGCCUCAGGUGGUUCUUAGAAGCUAUGUGUGGGGGAGGCACGAGGCACACUGCCACUUAACAUUGCCUUAGGCUCACCUUACAAAAGAGACCUGUUUUGUGACAGUGCAGACAUAAAUCACUUUUAAAAAAUAAUGGUUUUAUUUAAGAGUAUCAUUUUGCAGCGGUCCAAAAAACUUUUUCCA